Drosophila kikkawai is the source of this 2551-nucleotide messenger RNA. RefSeq names its product Pyrokinin 1 receptor (gene PK1-R). Gene Ontology annotation, biological process: neuropeptide signaling pathway. Lineage: Eukaryota; Metazoa; Arthropoda; Insecta; Diptera; Drosophilidae. Gene Ontology annotation, cellular component: plasma membrane. The record is from RefSeq and is a predicted model, not a curated record. Gene Ontology annotation, molecular function: neuropeptide receptor activity.
UGCAGUUGCUCAUUGCUCGAUACUCGCGGGAUAUAGCUUCGAUAGCUUCGAUUUGGAUUGAGACACAGAGUCGCGCCCCCCCGGAAUCGGCGGUGCCGGGUAAUUUGGUGCGUUUGCGUGCCAGUCGGGGUAUUCGGUGUCCGGAGUCGAGAAUCGCGAAUCGAGAACCGAGGAAUCGAAUCGAGAAUCAAGAGUCGAGAAAUCUCAACGGGCCUCUACCUCCUCCUCCUCCUUCCCCUCCUCUGUGCCCCGGUUGUCGCCAAUAAAUUAUUAUAAUUAGCAUAGUUGAGGGGACACACAGCAGCCGAGUUAAGCGACACCGGAAUUUAGCGCUGUUAGUGGAAAUUUUGUGAAAACAAAAGGGGAAAAAUCCCAAAAAUCCCCGACGCCGACAUGUCCGUCUCCGAUCCGGCGGGCAAUGUCAGCCAGAUCCUGGGGCCAACGCGAGAUCCCCUAGGAAUUGUGGUGCCCGUGACCGUGGUUUACUCUCUGAUCUUUGUCAGCGGCGUGGUGGGCAACAUCAGCACCUGCAUUGUGAUUAAGAAGAACCGCUCGAUGCACACGGCCACCAACUACUAUCUCUUCUCCCUGGCCAUCUCUGACUUCCUGCUCCUGCUCUCUGGUGUGCCCCAGGAGGUGGCCUUCAUUUGGUCCAAAUAUCCUUACGUCUUCGGCGAAUACGUCUGCAUUGGCAGGGGUCUGCUGGCCGAGACUGCGGCAAAUGCCACAGUACUCACCAUUACCGCCUUCACCGUGGAGCGUUACAUAGCCAUUUGCCAUCCCUUUUUGGGACAGGCCAUGAGCAAACUUAGUCGGGCCACCAGGAUUAUUGUGUUGAUUUGGUUAUUGGCCAUAAUAACAGCCAUUCCACAAGCCGCCCAGUUUGGGAUCUUCGCCGAUGACGGCGUGGUCAAAUGCGGCAUUGUUCGCAUUAUAGUGAAGCACUCGUUCCAGCUUUCCACUUUCAUCUUUUUCCUGGCCCCGAUGUCAAUUAUCUUGGUUCUGUACCUCUUGAUUGGCCUGCACCUGUACCGCUCUAGCCGGAUCGAUGGUCCCGCUUUGGUUUCCCGACGCCAGCAGCUGAAGAGCGUGCCCAGUGAUACGAUCCUGUACCGCUAUGCGGGCUCCAGCAAUGCCAUGAAUCUCAACGGAUCCGGAUCUGGAGCAGCAGCAGUGGGUGGCUCGGGGGCACAGCUCAGCUCGGUGAGGGGUCGCCUCAAUCACUAUGGUACCCGGCGGGUGCUCAGGAUGCUCGUGGCCGUGGUGGUGUGCUUCUUCCUUUGCUGGGCCCCCUUCCAUGCCCAGCGCCUGAUUGCCAUCUAUGCCCCAGCUCGUGGGGCUGACCUAAGGGACCAGCACGAGUUCGUCUACACGGUAAUGACCUAUAUCUCCGGAGUGCUCUAUUACCUGUCUACCUGCAUCAAUCCGCUGUUGUACAACUUGAUGAGUAAAAAGUUCCGAGAGGCCUUCAAAGUCGUGCUCUUUGGCAAGAAGGUCUCCAAGGGAUCACUCAACUCCCGGAACAACAUCGAGUCACGUCGUCUGCGAAGAGCCUUAACCAACUCCAGUCAGACGCAGCGCGUCUCUAUUGACUCAGCGGAGCAGCAGCCAAAGCAAACUCUAGUGCAGAACCCUCUAAACGAUCGCCUGGCGCUGGCCAAGCCGCAAGUCGCCUCGCAGUAUGCGGUGCUCAGUGCCCAGAACAACUGAACAACGAACUUCCUGAUGCUAAUUCCAGGCCGGAUUCUUACCAAAGCGUUUAGUAUAAGCUGCUGACGGGCAAUUAGACGUUAAUCGCGACCUCUCUUCUCUCUCUAACUCUUAAACAUUAAGUUUCCAUUCAUGCCGCAUGGGAAAACGAACCUGAAUCGGGCGAAUAUAUGUAUAUAUACGUAUGCCUGAACUAGUCUUUCAAGUAUUCAGAAUUAUUUAGUGUAAGAAUAGUCUCGGCUGCAAGUCUCUGUUAGUUAAACGCUGGGAGACGUACUCUUAAAUAUGUAAGAAGCCAGAGGAGGUAAUAAUAGCUUUCUGUAAAUUUUCCAAAUGAUACAAUAUAAUUAAAUCACCUAGUGAAACGCCCACCUUUUAUAUAUAUAAAUCUUUAUUAAAAACAAACAACGAACCAAUAAAUUAUUCUCAGACAAAUAUUCGAGACUUGAAACAAAGUGUCUAUUAUAAAAUUUAAAAUGUAAACUACACUUUUUCCAAUGAAAUACUAAAUUGAAAUUUAAAUACUAUUUUUAAUUAAGAAAAAGCUAAAAUUAGUAAUUCUUUUAACCAAAAAGAUUCCAAAAAAGCUUACCUUACAAUUCUAUAAUAAUUCUAUAAUAUUCAUAUUUAUGUAGGAAAAUAUGUAAACACUCUAAUGAUAAGAAAUAAGCCUUAAGCGUUUAUAAAUAACUUGAAUCAGUAACCAACUCAAUUCUAAUGACGGACCUAGUUCGCUUACUUAACAGAUAUUUAUGUGUAUAUUAUGUGUAUAUGUCCUAAGGAUGCCUUCAAGGAUUACUUUGAUGUGUUGCAAAUUAUUCCAAAAAUAAAGCUUAGCAUA